Ornithodoros turicata is the source of this 1974-nucleotide messenger RNA. RefSeq lists its product as uncharacterized. The transcript has 9 exons. The coding region runs from base 538 to 1866 and encodes 442 amino acids. The record is from RefSeq and is a predicted model, not a curated record. Lineage: Eukaryota; Metazoa; Arthropoda; Arachnida; Ixodida; Argasidae.
GCGAGGUCAUGCAACCGGACGUGCGGAAGUUCCAACAGUCCAGUCGUCGUUCACUCAUGCAUGGACCUCACCGGACAUGGUUCCUUGGGCUCACAUAAUCCCGCUUCACGUUGCACCUUCUGGAAGGCUACAUCAACCGCUGGGGUCUACAGCUGAACAGCAGCGCCGGACACUGUCGACCCCUCGUAGAUGAACAGGUGGAGCUGUAUACCCUAUCAUUGAGAAAAUAAAGUAGCUCUUCUGUUCGGUCUGGACAUUCCUGAUUGGCCCGCAACGCGUGCGUCUUGCGAAGGUCAGGCACGCGAGUCACCUCGCGCCGUGUUAUUCUUUCACCGCUGUGGUUUUGAGAUCACGUUAUCAGUGCUGUUUUCAGGGAAUAGCCCGAGAUGGAAUGUUUUAGCGUAACGGAAUUCAAGUUAAGCGAUUGUGUCGUGGCUACUAAUUUUGCUAUUCUUAGUAGAAAGCCUAACUCUGACCACGGCGGAGGCAACCACUCACGAAGUUUUCGUUGAUACAACGACGGCGAUUACUACGACCAUGGUGCCAACUAAGACUACCCACACCACGGCGACUACGACCACAGCGCCAAUUGAGACUACUACGACUACCACCACGACUAGCACUACUACGACCACCACUACAACAACGACGACUACUACUACGACUACGACCACGACGACUACGACCACGACUACAACCACCACGACAACCACUACCACGACCACUACGACGACAACGACUACCACCACGACGACUACUACUACCACCACCUUGAAACCACCUUUGCCUCACAAGUUUCUUGCUUGCGUCAGUUCAGUCGUUCAGGCAAUAUUUCACCCACUGGAUGAUGUGUGUUACUUCAUGUUCUUCACCGUCCAAGACAUCAAUCAACUCAAAAACAAGAAUAUCGGUCUUGCGAGAAGCAAAGUUGGUAUCGACAUACCGAGCUCAAAAGCCAACGCUAAUCAGGGCAAACUUGAAAAUUCCAUCGCAGCGUACUGGCCAAAGAUCAGAGACUUCGCUGUCCUGGACAUGGAACUCCGUCCAAGUGUUUCCACUUAUGUCGGUCAUGUCGAAGCAUUUCUAACAGAAACGGACAGACUUCUAAACAUCCAUAUGAAAGCAGAACCAACGCCAAGGAGGAACUUUGGCUACGUGCUUCUAGGUGUGGCCAUACUCCAUGGAAGCCAACAACCAAGCACCCUCAUGGCUAACUUCAAUCAGCUAGUACAAGGAAUUAAGCCAGACGCAAUGGUGUACCGAACAACUCUCAAUCGCAAUAUAACUGACCCAAACGUAUGCUGGACUACAGGACCGUCACCCUGGGGUAGAUCUGCCAUGCCGUCUAUGCAGUCGUCAUUCGUUGAGUCGCUGUCAUUCAGGCAAGUGACUGGGUUCAAACCACUGCCUUUGAAGACAACGGAAUUGCUCUCCUUUAGCGCUGCGGCCUUUUUAACCAUUUAUAAAGACAGCGAUUUUGCCAGACCACCCACUGCCCCAUGCCAGAAUGUCACCCAGGUCAAUCCAAAAGAAUUGGUGUGCGGAAAUGGAAAAUAUCAUAAGGUAGUAAUAAACAAUGCGGGGAGCCUCGAAGUCGACCAAACCCGACUCGACCUAGCGGGCCGUACGACUGACAGCAAUUACACAGUAGCGUACGACUCGCAUUGCACUAUGUCGCAAAAGAUGUGUAUGUCUUCCAAUACCUAUGGCUUCACGGGCGGCUACAUCAUCUUCGACGUCCACUUCCACUACCUGUGUUCAGCACCAUCAGCAUCCGUAGAUUCCAAGGGUGACUUUGGCGUUGUGAAGUGGGCAAAAGUUAAUAUGCACAAGAACUACGCCGGGUUAGAUUGCAAGCAGUGCUGAUAAGCUCAUGGGCAAAAAAAUGAUUAUCAUUUGGAUGCGGAAUAUUGUUUACAUGGCCGUGAAACAAUCUGAUGUGAUAUGAUGCAAUAUAUGAUGUUCCAUCCAUGA